Messenger RNA from Polychytrium aggregatum, 2318 nucleotides. Its product is annotated as FAD binding domain-containing protein. The transcript has 9 exons. NCBI's taxonomy places the organism in Eukaryota, Fungi, Chytridiomycota, Chytridiomycetes, Polychytriales. Gene Ontology annotation, molecular function: flavin adenine dinucleotide binding; succinate dehydrogenase (quinone) activity; electron transfer activity. Bases 76 to 2007 code for a protein of 643 amino acids. Gene Ontology annotation, biological process: mitochondrial electron transport, succinate to ubiquinone; tricarboxylic acid cycle. The record is from RefSeq and is a predicted model, not a curated record.
GUUGUCGAAGGGUCGUUCGUCCUGCAUCCGCCAUCGCAACACUCUCGCGCAAUAGAGAUUUUUGACAGAGUCGCCAUGUUCCGCUUUGCUGCCGCCUCCAUGGCCAGACCCUUCGUGGUCCCUCCAGUCCAGUUCCGCUCGUUCUCUCAAUCUCUGGCUGCCCGACGAAUCCUCUCUAGCCAGCCUCUCCGCAGCUCCACCUCCCAGGGCGCCCAGGGCGGCUCCUACCAGUUCAUCGAUCACACCUACGACGCGAUCGUCAUUGGCGCCGGUGGUGCUGGUCUUCGCGCUGCCUUCGGUCUUGCCAAGGAUGGAUUCAAGACGGCGUGUAUCUCGAAGCUGUUCCCCACUCGAUCCCACACCGUUGCGGCUCAGGGCGGCAUCAACGCCGCUCUCGGCAACAUGACCGAGGACGACUGGCGAUGGCAUAUGUACGACACCGUCAAGGGUUCCGACUGGCUAGGUGACCAGGAUGCCAUCCACUACAUGUGUCGCGAGGCUCCCCAGACCGUCAUCGAGCUCGAGCACUACGGCGUUCCGUUCUCGCGUACCGAGGAAGGCAAGAUCUACCAGCGUGCUUUCGGUGGUCAGUCCCUCAAGUUCGGCAAAGGUGGCCAGGCUUACCGCUGCGCUGCUGUUGCUGACCGCACGGGCCACGCCCUGCUGCACACCCUCUAUGGCCAGUCCCUCCGAUACGAUACCACCUUCUUUAUCGAGUACUUUGCUCUGGAUCUGAUCAUGGAGAACGGCGAGUGCCGCGGUGUCGUCGCCCUCAACAUGGAGGACGGUACCCUGCAUCGUUUCCGUGCCCACAAGACCGUCCUUGCCACCGGCGGCUACGGACGUGCCUACUUCUCGUGCACUUCGGCCCACACCUGCACCGGUGACGGCAACGCCAUGGUUGCUCGCGCUGGCUUGCCCCUCCAGGAUCUCGAGUUUGUCCAGUUCCAUCCCACUGGUAUCUACGGCGCUGGCUGUCUCAUCACCGAGGGUGCCCGUGGUGAGGGUGGCUACCUUCUCAACUCCGAGGGCGAGCCCUUCAUGGAGCGCUAUGCCCCCACCGCCAAGGAUCUCGCCUCGCGCGACGUCGUCUCCCGCAGUAUGACCAUCGAGAUCCGCGAGGGCCGUGGUGUCGGACCCAACAAGGACCACAUCUUCCUGCAGCUCAGCCAUCUCGCCCCCUCGGUCCUGCACGAGCGUCUGCCCGGUAUUUCCGAGACCGCUGCCAUCUUUGCCGGUGUCGACGUCACCAAGGAGCCCAUCCCCGUCCUGCCCACUGUCCACUACAACAUGGGCGGUAUCCCCACCCGCUACACCGGUGAAGUCAUCGACUACCGUAACGGCCAGGACCACGUCGUGCCCGGGCUCUAUGCUGCCGGUGAGGCCGCCUGUGUCUCUGUGCACGGCGCCAACCGUCUCGGUGCCAACUCGCUUCUCGACAUUGUUGUCUUUGGCCGCGCCUGUGCCAACCACAUCAAGGAGACUCUGAAGCCCGACACCCCUCACCGCCCUCUUCCUGCCGAUGCCGGCGCUGCCACCGUGGCCAACCUCGACAAGGUCCGCUACGCCAGCGGCGCUGUUCCCACUGCCGAUAUCCGCCUCAAGAUGCAGCGUGUCAUGCAGAACAACGCCGCCGUCUUCCGUGUCGAGGAGAGCUUGCAGGAGGGUGUCAAGCUGAUUGAUGAGGUUGCUGCCCUGAUGCCCGACGUCAAGACUACCGACCGUGGCAUGAUCUGGAACACCGAUCUCGUCGAGACCCUUGAGCUCCAGAACCUGAUGACCAACGCCGUGCAGACCAUGCACUCCGCUGCCGUCCGCAAGGAAUCCCGUGGUGCCCACGCUCGCAUGGACUACAGCACCCGUGACGACACCAACUGGAUGAAGCACACCAUCUCCCGCCACAAUGUCGAGACCGGCAAGGUUGACCUGGAAUACCGCCCUGUCAUCAUGGACACCCUCGACGAAAGCGAGUGCAAGACCGUCGCUCCCGUCGCCCGUGUCUACUAGACGAAUGAAUCUCAUGGCGACUUCCCUCCUCUCAUUUAACCCCUCCCGUUGAUCACGGAGCGUGUCGGCCGUCGCUGGUGAUGGAGCUGGAUAUGCGUCGAUCCGAUAGCCAUCUCAUGUGAGCGGACAAUCUCACCUCUCCCCUUCUCCCACCUUGUCUCGCCAUCUUUUGGACCAAUGCCAUCGGGUUGCUCGUUGCCGCUCCUUCCUUCGUUUCUCCCCCCCUCACUCUAUUUCCCAGAGGAGCCAGACACGCUCCUUUUCAUUGUUCCCACAACCAAUACAACGCAGCGUGUUCAUGCAGACAGAAA